Messenger RNA from Pseudophryne corroboree (corroboree frog), 2067 nucleotides. RefSeq names its product ectonucleoside triphosphate diphosphohydrolase 5 (inactive) (gene ENTPD5). The transcript is spliced from 15 exons. The record is from RefSeq and is a predicted model, not a curated record. Lineage: Eukaryota; Metazoa; Chordata; Amphibia; Anura; Myobatrachidae. Gene Ontology annotation, molecular function: hydrolase activity. The coding region runs from base 236 to 1492 and encodes 418 amino acids.
UCCCUGUAACUUAAAACUCUGGGCAUCACGUGUCCGGAAGCGGAAGCUCCUCGCAAACACCGGCCGGCUCCCAGUGUGGGCAGUCACAGUGCAGCCACAGGUUUCCUGUGUUAUUUGGAGGCAGACUGGAAUUUGGCGUCUCUGUCUGAAUAUGGGAUGUGAUUAGCGUGCUGGACGCAGCGCAGUAUUAUGGCUUUGGCGCACUCUAUGACCGGGCCUGCCGCUUCCUGACAGCAUGAGGUGCGCCGUGUCCACCAUCGCUACACUAUGGUCUACCCUUGUGAUUGGCUGCUGCUUGUCAGACCUGAGGUCCGUAUUACCGUCUGCCCUGGAAGCACAGACUGCCACCAAUAAUACCAUCUAUGGCAUUGUUUUUGAUGCGGGCAGUACUGGGACCCGAAUCCACAUCUACGUCUUCCAGCAGAGAACAGCAGGAUCACCUCUAGAGCUGGAAGGAGAAAUCUUUGAGUCUAUGAAGCCGGGACUGUCUGCUUUUGCUGAUCAGCCGGAGAAGGGUGCAGAGACGGUACGCUCAUUGCUCCGCAUGGCGCAGGACUAUAUUCCUUCCACCCACUGGAAGAAAACUCCGUUGGUGCUAAAAGCCACUGCUGGGCUCCGACUGCUCCCGGAACACCAAGCUGAAGCUCUGCUCUAUGAGGUGAGGAAAGUCUUCCGUUCUUCUCCGUUCCUGGUCCCAGAAAACAGUGUCAGUAUCCUGGAUGGAACAGAUGAAGGGAUCUUAGCCUGGACCACGGUUAAUUUCCUAACAGGUCGGUUACAUGGAGAUCGCAGUGUUGGGACUCUGGAUUUGGGAGGAGGCUCCACACAGAUCACCUUUCUGCCACUGUAUAAGGCAACACUGGAUCAGACACCACAGGACUUUCUGGCUUCCUUUGAGCUGUUUAACAGCACCUACCGCUUAUACACACACAGUUAUCUGGGACUCGGUCUGAAGGCAGCUCGUCUGGCCGUGCUUGGAGCGUCUGCAGCCCAACAGGAAGAGGUGCUCCGCAGCCACUGCUUUCCCCCAGGGCUGGAUGCUGAGUGGACGUUUGCUGGGGUCACCUACAGAUACGGAGGGAUCUCUGAUGGUCUCUCUGGAUUCAAUGCCUGUUACGCAGAGGUUCUGCCCAUCAUACAGGGAAAACUUCACCAAGUUGAUGAGAUUCGAGACAGCCAGUUCUAUGCCUUUUCCUACUACUACGACCGGGCUGUGGAUACCAGUCUGAUUGAUUACGAGGAGGGUGGAGUGGUGGAAGUCAGAGAUUUUGCACGAAAAGCCGAAGAAGUGUGCGAUCACAUGGAGAGCUUCUCGUCCCUCAGCCCGUUCUUGUGUAUGGAUCUCACCUACAUCACAGCUCUACUCAGGGAAGGAUUUGGCUUUGAGGAGAGGACAACUCUGCAGUUGACCAAAAAGGUCCAGGAUGUGGAGAUGAGCUGGACCCUGGGGGCUGUCUUCUGCCUCCUGCAGUCUCUGUCACUCUCAGGGUAACCGAUCCUUCAAAGCGCAACGCAGGAGCCAUCUGGGGCAUUUCGCAGGUGGUCUUUAAAAAGCUGGAACUUUUGAAAUGUUCUUUUUGUGAUAAGCUUACCAGCACUUUAUAGUACAGAACUGGAUCACACAGUGGCAUCACUCGUUAUGGAAUAUGGGAUGAUGCCAUGCUAGAUUUAUAUCUAAGGAUACUUCAUCUCCACUUUUAUAGAACAUCCACAAAGCCAUGUUUAAUUCAUUAUUAAUUGGGAUUUUGUCCCCACCAGCCAGAACGCGGCCUCUCUGUCCCCACCACCAAGGAGGAUAUUAUCACUGCGCUGGUUUUAUACAAUCAGAACUUUGUCAGAUUGUCUUUUCUAAAGUUCUCAGAUGUUCUGCCUAUAUUUAUUAACUAUUUAAUUCAGAAUAUUGGACCGCAGAAUGACUGGUACUUGUCCUUACUGUAAACAUCUCUCGUUUUAAUAAUGUAAUUUAUGGGUGAGAUAUGAAAGGCCGUUUAUUACCGCGUCACUGUCUGACCUCUAACAAGCUGCUAUUUGUUGAAGAAAUAAAAGAUUAAACUUUAAUAUAUUAAA